Molecule: messenger RNA, 1044 nt
Organism: Cooperia oncophora
Lineage: Eukaryota; Metazoa; Nematoda; Chromadorea; Rhabditida; Trichostrongylidae
Source: the annotation of a GenBank genome assembly
GAGCUACAGGAAGCCUCUCCUACUGGCCUUUAUAAGAGUUCAAACAAAUGCAACCUUGGAUGGAAAACAAACAUUAAUGAAAGCUGCUCGAUAUUUCUAUUGAAUGGAAUUUGCAGACGAUACGAGUUGAUUGUCUUGGCAAUAUCACAGCUGAGCUACAUCCCUAUAACGAAUACCAUGUUAUCGACGGCAUUCUACGAGCCUACUGAGCAUACAUGUGCAUUUCUUAAUGGUACGGGUGAUACAGCAAUCGAUUCGGAGGUUCUAACUGAGAUGAUUGACAUUGACUUCAAUUCUCUAUUAUUGGAUUGGGGUGAGGCUUGUCAACAGUCAGCAUUGACGGCUUUCAUGUCCACUAGCUUGAUGGCUGGAGCACUGACGGGCUCGUUUACAGCUGGAUGGCUUGCGGAUACUUAUGGGAGAUUGCCAGUGCUGAAAGGCUGUCUGUUGCUGGUUUGCAUGGUGAAUGGCGUGUUUUCCUUUGUCGCUACCGUAUCCUGGGCGUUGUCAGCUGCAUUCAUGUUUACACUUGGUGCAGGAUGUGGUGGAUAUAUGGCAAGUGUUCAGGUAACCAAUCUCGUUUUACUUGUGGAAUGUCUCGACCACCCUAGUUCAAGACUUCUGGGAGUGUCACUAAACGGAUGGAGUUUUUCUAUGGUCUUUGUAGCCCUGCUUGCUCGCUUUACUCAGCAUUGGUUCCUUUUUCACCUAUUCACGUCAGCGAUGGCUUUUGUGGCUUUUCUCGCUUUUCAGAUCUGGGUUGUUGAAAGCUGCCGCUGGCUAGCUAGCGUACAUCGUAGUGCUGAAGCUCGUUCGAUGGCCCUUCGAGUGGUGUCGCAUCGGUCUGAUGUAGUGGACUCCAUGAGAGAUUGGCAGUGGUGGGAGAUAUUAGGUUUCUCCGAACCGGCGUUGUCAGUUUCGAAUGCCAAAGUUUUGUCAGAGCGGUAUUCAUACGCAGAUCUUUUCAGACAUCCCUCAGUGUACAUUCCACUCUUUGCGUUGUGCUACUGUUUCGUUUCGUCUUCAGUAGUGUCUUUCGGGUUU